Salvelinus sp. IW2-2015 is the source of this 832-nucleotide messenger RNA. RefSeq names its product probable basic-leucine zipper transcription factor Q. The record is from RefSeq and is a predicted model, not a curated record. The annotation marks the transcript as partial. The transcript has 3 exons. NCBI's taxonomy places the organism in Eukaryota, Metazoa, Chordata, Actinopteri, Salmoniformes, Salmonidae.
AGUCCAGGGACCCCUUUUCUGCUUUGCACAAGCCCCCCCGGCCCACCUCUGCUGCUCCCGAGGGCACCCCCAGUUUUAGAGGCUCACCUCACCCCAACCAGCCUCCCUCACUCCCCCCGUCGUCCACCCCUGUGGGGGACCCUCUCUCUGGGAAACCCUCUGGACCGCAUGGGUUCAGCCGGGGCCCCAACAUAGCCUAUCAAAUGGCCCAGCAACAGCAACAACAACAGCAACAACUCCAGCAACAACUCCAGCAACAACUCCUCCAACAACAACAACAGCAACAACUCCAGCAACAACUCCAACUCCAGCAACAACUCCAACAACAACAACAACAACUCCAACAACAGACUCAGACUAUAGGUGCCGACUUCCACUCCAGGAUGCCCCCCCUACAGGACCCCACAGCCCCCCGCCCCCCGGAGGCACCUCACCCGCCGGGGGCUAUGCCCGGUGCCCAGGAGAUGCCCGACAUGUCAGCAGUUCAGGAUCCUUCACUACUGGGCCUCAGCCCCUCUGAGUUGGAGAAGCACAGACAGCGACAGAAACUGAGGGAGUUUUUGAUCCGGCAGCAGAUGCAGCGAAACUCAAUCCGGCAGGAGAAAGAGGCCGCAGCAACCAGCAGUGCUGCCACCGGUUGGCCUGGAGGAGACAUGGCAGCCUAUCAGCAAGACAAAGCCCACCGUGCUCCACCACCCUACCCACAGGACCGUGCAGUUACUGCUGCUGGUGCCCAGGCAUCAUUGGCAGGGAAGAUGCCCCAUGCUGUGGGUCCCAUGGAUGUUGGCUGUCCGCCACCCCCAGGGACCCCUGCCAUGAUGGACCCCAACCA